AAGUCGGCGGCUGCUCGGUGCCGCUCGCGAUGGCCGAAGCCGCGGCGGUGGCGGCUGCUCAGGCGCGGGCGGCGCGAAGUGUGCUAGGCCAGGUGGUGCUGCCGGGCGAGGAGCUGCUGCUGCCGGAGCAGGAGGACCUGGAAGGCCCCGGAGGUGCUGGAGAGCGACCGCUGCGCCUGAACGCCGGGCCGCGCUCCCGGGUGCGCGUGGUGUGCGGCCCGGGCUUGAGGCGCUGCGGCGACCGUCUGCUGGUCACCAAGUGCGGCCGCCUCCGCCACAAGGAGCCCGGCGGCGGCGGCGGUGGCGGCGGCGGUGGCGGUGGUGGCGGCGGCGUUUACUGGGUGGACUCGCAGCAGAAACGGUAUGUUCCCGUGAAAGGAGAUCAUGUAAUUGGCAUAGUGACUGCCAAAUCUGGAGAUAUUUUCAAAGUUGAUAUUGGAGGGAGUGAGCCAGCUUCUUUGUCUUACUUGGCAUUUGAAGGUGCAACUAAAAGAAACAGACCAAAUGUACAGGUUGGAGAUCUCAUUUAUGGCCAGUUUGUAGUUGCUAAUAAAGAUAUGGAACCAGAGAUGGUUUGCAUCGACAGCUGUGGACGAGCCAAUGGAAUGGGUGUGAUUGGACAGGACGGCCUGCUUUUUAAAGUGACUUUGGGCUUAAUUAGAAAGUUGCUAGCUCCAGACUGUGAAAUUCUACAGGAAAUAGGAAAACUGUACCCACUGGAGAUAGUAUUUGGGAUGAAUGGAAGAAUAUGGGUUAAGGCAAAAACCAUUCAGCAGACUUUAAUUUUAGCAAACAUUUUAGAAGCCUGUGAACAUAUGACAACAGAUCAAAGAAAAGAGAUCUUCUCCAGACUGGCAGAAAGUUGAUUUUCAUGGACUUAUAUGGGUCGUUUGAUCCAAGAGACUGCGGGUUUCCUAGGAGAAAGUUUUUAGGUAAGCCCUAAAUCUUCAGAAGACAUGUUUUUAUAAAAACGUUACUGGUUACCACCCAUGUUUAUGUGGGUAACAAUACUCUGUAGAAUGUUUUUUUUUUUUACUUGUCUUUUACAAUAAAAUUUACUAAAAGUCA
Messenger RNA from Erinaceus europaeus (western European hedgehog), 1068 nucleotides. It is a transcript of the gene EXOSC3, whose product is annotated as exosome component 3. The transcript has 4 exons. The coding region runs from base 30 to 866 and encodes 278 amino acids. The record is from RefSeq and is a predicted model, not a curated record. NCBI's taxonomy places the organism in Eukaryota, Metazoa, Chordata, Mammalia, Eulipotyphla, Erinaceidae. Gene Ontology annotation, biological process: nuclear polyadenylation-dependent rRNA catabolic process; U4 snRNA 3'-end processing; CUT catabolic process. Gene Ontology annotation, cellular component: nuclear exosome (RNase complex); cytoplasmic exosome (RNase complex). Gene Ontology annotation, molecular function: RNA binding.